GAGAGAGAGAGCGAGUGAGAGACGUGCACAAACGCACACACACAUACGGAGCGAGACGGGAGGAGAGAAGAGGAGUGGAGAGAAUGCCUGGUGAAAGGGUGGCGCUUCCUCGCUUGCUGCUUCCAAGGCCUCUGUGAGAGAGAGACACCAUGGGCUGCAUCGGCUCCCGGACCAUCACUUAUAUCUGUGUGGAGAAGAGGGCACGCAAUGCAGUGUCAAUUUACACAGCGGACGCUGUUCCCGUACGGAAAGAUGGGGAGCAGCUCUCGAUGGAGGACACUUCCUCCAUCCUGCCUCGUCUGAAGAGGAACUCCAGCGCCUACGGGAUCGGUGCCCUGGCUAAGUCCUCACUGACAGGUGUGUCAGGCGUGUCCCGUUCCAUGAAGGAUAAAGUGACAAAGCCCACUGCCAUGGCCUCGGGCAAGGUGGCGCACAUGAUCGAAUGGCAGAGCUGGAACACACCAUCCACUGGGACUGAAGGGACUGUGGUCGCCAAAAUCCCAACCUCGCAACGCGAAAAGGAUAGGAGGAGGGAGAGUGAAAUGUACAGCGAACUCAGUGAAGGAGAAAAGGAAGCCCGCUUCACCGCAGGAUUAAUGGCACAAUUUGCCUUAUCGGAGGCUACUCUUCUGGGCUGGAGAUCUAUGGAGGAAGACAGCCUUUGUGCUGGCUCCAACCAAGGCAGUGGGGCACACCUCAGUGAGACCAACCAGGAGAGCAUCACCAGCAGAGAUCAGGCGACGCAUCACUCCUCGGCCGACGUGUGGCCCAACACCUACGUCGCCCAGGGCCUCUAUUGCCUCUCCUCCUCCGACGCCUGGGAGCCAAUCAGCAACGAUCCAUCGGGCGUGGCCUCGCCGGCCGCCUACAUCAUGGCGGGUGGGGGCGGAGGGACGCCCGGUGAGGGCUACGGCGAGCUGGACAGCGUGGGGGGCUACAUCCAGCAGCCGUCCCAACAGCUCACCCUGCAGCAGCAGAGCCAGCUGCAGCUCCAGCAGCUGCAGCAGAUCCAGCUGUACCAGCACCAGCAGCUAAUGCUCUACCAACAGCAACAGACAAUGGAACACAGACUACACAGUGCAAACCACUCCCUCCAAGCCACGCCCAACAGCACCAUCCACAGUCUGGGCCUGCCCACUCACCCUCGCCUGGCUGACCUAUGGGGAUCCGCGCAGGUGGAGAUUGUCGGACAGAUGAGCGGGCCAAUGGGUGACAUGGUUGGGGGUGUGGUUGAGACCUUGGGGGAGGAGCCAGAGGAGGAGAGCGAAUGCAUUUCAGAGCAACAGGAAGAGGAGGAGACUAAGGAAGAUGAGAUUACGUUAACCUUGGAGCCAACUUUGACCCCGUCGCCGCUUAGAGAAGACGCCACCCCGAUUGGAGGCACCAGUCCACAACUAGCACGCCCAGAAUCAAUGGGAGAGCGCAUACCCUUUGUGGUCACGCCCUGCAUAGUCCAAUCGUUGGAGGAGAAGGAUGAAGAGGUGGCGGAGGGGUCUAUUGUUGCCGUGGCAAUCAAUUGAGAGGGACAGUCAGAAAGAGAGAUUGACAAACAUGAUACACUUAUCAAUAAUCAACCAAGCAAGCUAUUCCACACCCCUUCCAGCUAUUUACCCACUCUGAGACUGAGAGAAAAACAAAGACCAAGUGCUGGAAAUGACAAUGAUGAAAGAGCCACAGGCGACUUUAAAGACAGUUCAUUGACUGCUCAAAUCUGUGGGUUUGCUGAAACGUAAGGAUUUGUUUUGCCGUGAUAUUGAACUGAGGAAAGGAAGUUGAAAGAAUGGAGUUCAAGAGUAGAAAGAAAGACAAAGGACACUGCGAUAAAGUUCAGUGCAAUACAGAGAAUCACGAGACAACCAAAAGGAAGUGCAUGCUUUUGAAAGGAAUCUAACGAUAAUAGUAAACCGUAUACAAAGUAAUAAUAUAUAAUAAGGAUUUUUAUAAAAACAAAAAAGGAAAUAAAGUGAUAUGUAUCA
This is a messenger RNA of Oncorhynchus mykiss (rainbow trout), 1976 nucleotides long. RefSeq lists its product as uncharacterized. The record is from RefSeq and is a predicted model, not a curated record. NCBI's taxonomy places the organism in Eukaryota, Metazoa, Chordata, Actinopteri, Salmoniformes, Salmonidae.